AUGUCCAAAGCUUGUAUCGUUCAAGGCGCAAAUGGAGAUGAUAAUAAACUCUUUUCCCAAUUUGCGGUCAAUAAAUUGGAGCGAGGAUGUUUGAAGAUAUUGGAAUUAGACCACGUCCUUGAUGAAAUAACGCAAGGCAUAACGGGAAAAUUUCCAAUAUUGAAAGAAUUAACUAUUCAUAAAGCUCCAAAAGAAUUUGCUACAUUUGUGAAAAUUGGACAAUACAACAGACUGAAAGAAUUGUCAUCUGACUUAUGCAACGGAGCUCAAAACGAACACAAUAAUGGAAGUGGUACUGGCGGCUAUCUUCCUGAUGACUUGUGGGUUCAUUGUGAUAAGGCGGAGGCGCAUGAGGAACGUUGA
Molecule: messenger RNA, 363 nt
Organism: Paraglomus occultum
Lineage: Eukaryota; Fungi; Glomeromycota; Glomeromycetes; Paraglomerales; Paraglomeraceae
Source: the annotation of a GenBank genome assembly